Molecule: messenger RNA, 876 nt
Organism: Phytomonas sp. EM1
Lineage: Eukaryota; Euglenozoa; Kinetoplastea; Trypanosomatida; Trypanosomatidae
Source: the annotation of a GenBank genome assembly
AUGGAAAAGUACAUUUUAGGGGAUGUUAUCGCUGAAGGUCAGUUUGGGAGCGUGCGAGAAGCGAGAUGUAAAGAAACGAAUGCCCAUGUCGCGCUGAAAAUCGUGCGUGUUUCAUCGAUUGAUAGUGGCAUCCCUCAUCCGGUUGCUCGUGAGGUUCUCAUAGCGAUGCGAGUCUACCAUCCCUAUAUUGUGAGUGUGAUUGAAGUGUUUCCCUAUCGCUCCUCUGUGGCGAUAGUAAUGGAGCGGUGCACUUCAGACUUGGCGAAUCUACUAGCGAGUCACUCAUUCUACAAUCCCAUGCCCCUGCAGCUUGGGAAGCGGCUUUUCUUUAUGCUUUUAUCGGCGUUGGAUUACCUUCAUCAGCAGCGCAUCCUCCACCGGGACGUGAAACCGUCGAACUGCGUCCUGUCCGCCGAGGGGGUGCUGAAGUUGGGUGACUUUGGCCUCAGUCGGAUGUGGAAGGAGGAGGACCUCUCCCACGAGGUCGCCUCGCGCUGGUACCGCGCUCCUGAGCUUCUGUUUGGGCAGCGCCGCUACGGCGCAGAGGUCGAUAUGUGGUCCGCGGGAUGUAUUUUGGCAGAAAUCUUACGUGGCUUUGGAGGGGCAUUUUUCCCAGGGGAGGGCGACAUUAAUCAGAUUUCCAAAAUAUUUGACAUCCUUGGAACCCCAACCGAGGCCUCAUGGCCAGGUGUAGGGAAGCUACCACUCUGGGGAAAGGUGAAUUUUGUGCAGCGCUCCGGAUGCGGCUUAAGGGAAACGCUGCCACGGUCAAGUGAAGCAGCAAUCAAUAUAUUAGAGAAACUCCUGAGUUUAGAUCCAACGUCACGGAUCUCGGCCAGGGAUGCUAUGAAACACCCUUUUUUCCUUGACACGUGA